Messenger RNA from Drosophila bipectinata, 404 nucleotides. RefSeq lists its product as uncharacterized. NCBI's taxonomy places the organism in Eukaryota, Metazoa, Arthropoda, Insecta, Diptera, Drosophilidae. The record is from RefSeq and is a predicted model, not a curated record. Gene Ontology annotation, molecular function: zinc ion binding.
GCAGUCAGUUGUGCGGACGCUUCGAAAUGGCCAGCACGGAGAGUUUAGAUGGCAGCGCCGAUGAUAUAUCGGCGGUGCCCCAGGUGGGUCACCUGACCACGGAACCACAAGAGCUGGAGUGUCCUGCAUGCCAUCAGACACAAGUUACCCGAGUGGCUAGAGAGGCGGUAACCUUGUCGCAGAAGAUAGUGUGCUGCCUAAACAAGCUUCUAUGCUGCAAUCCCAUUCACUGGGAGGGGCGCCAUGAUAUCAACCACUACUGUAGCUCAUGUGGCUGCUUCAUCGGACGAUACAUUACCCUCAGCUGGUACAAGAGGACAUUCUUCCGGCUGCGAAGAGACGACGUUGAAGACAACAUUCAGUGGCUUCCUCAAAGUAAAGAAGAACCAAAAGGAAAUCAAUAA